CUGGGAAGCGAGCGGAAGGGAUGCUCCUCUAGGAGAGGUCGGGAAGAGGAAGGGACGCUCCCAAGAGAAGCGCUUGGGCAGGAGUGCAAGAACGGGGAGCGCUGGCGAGCAUCCAGCUUGUUGGAGGCACCGGUCGAGGGUCACGGUCUGGGGGACAAAGAGGCAGCGGGUGCGCAGCGAGGGGACCUGGCACCGGCCCGUGAAAAUGGUCUUUGUCCAACUUUGCGGAGGGCGGUCGGCACGGCUCCAGCGGGAAGGGCUCCUGCGAAAGUAAAUGCUGGGAAGUGAAGGGUGGAAUUCUGUAAAAGAAAGGUACCGUGGCGGGCAAGCGAGCCGGAGGGAAAGGGGAUUGUGAGCCCGGCCGAAGAGAUCGGAGGAAAAGCGCCAUGGUCGAGGAUCCCCCCGUGUGCCUGCCGCUGGGGGGAGGACACGGAACGAACGAGCACCGCUUCUGAAAGGGAUUAAAACUCCUAAGAUUGUGGGUUUGGUUUGGCUUUUUUUUUUUUCCCCCUCGUUUCCCGGUGUCUUUUGUUUAAAGGCUGUGUUACUGGCACUCGGGAGUGCCCAGAAAGACCCUCUUCCGAGCGCACGUCUUCUGUCAGAUGCCAUGGGGCAAGGAGAGAAAAGCUGUAUGGCAGCGUGUCACGGUUUCUCUGCUUACAGAAGAACCAGUAUUUCUAUGUGAAGGCCUCUGUGGUUUAAUUUGGGAAGUUAUUAAAACACUCCAAGAUAUCUCUGACAAUUUCAAGGGAGUGGUGUGUGGUUUUUGGAGAUGGUAUCUGCAGAGAAUAUUCAUGGAUUCUAAUGCUGGCAUCAGUGCAAGAAGAGUGGCGGGAAUGGGUCGGCUCUGGAUGUUCUGCUUCUUUCAUCUAGUCACCUCACUAGAAGAAAUACUUCUGGAUACAACUGGAGAGAUGUCAGAGAUUGGCUGGACCACCCAUCCUUCUGAUGGGUGGGAUGAGGUAAGUGUCCUGGAUGACAAGAAGCGUCUGAUCCGAACCUUUGAAGUCUGUAACGUGGCUGAACCAGGUCAGAAUAAUUGGUUGCGUACUCACUUCAUAGAGCGACGCGGAGCUCACCGAGUCCAUGUCCGUCUCCAUUUCUCAGUGAGAGACUGUGCCAGCAUGCGGAUUGUGGCCUCUUCUUGCAAGGAAACUUUCACAGUCUACUACCAUCAGUCAGAGGCUGACACAGGCUCUCAGGAGCUACCAGAAUGGCGUGAGGGCCCCUGGACCAAAGUGGAUACUAUUGCAGCUGAUGAAAGCUUUUCCCAGGUGGACAGCACUGGGAAGGUGGUAAAGAUGAAUGUUAAAGUACGUAGCUUUGGGCCACUCACCAAGCGUGGCUUCUACCUAGCCUUCCAGGACUCAGGAGCCUGCAUGUCCCUGGUGGCAGUCCAAGUGUUUUUCUACAAGUGCCCGGCUGUGGUGAAAGGAUUUGCCUCCUUCCCUGAAACUUUUGCUGGAGGUGAGAGGACUUCACUGGUAGAGUCACCAGGAACGUGUGUACCAAAUGCUGAAGAGACAAGCAUGACUGGGUCUUCAGGUGUUCGGUUGCACUGCAAUGGAGAAGGGGAGUGGAUGGUGGCCAUUGGACGAUGCAACUGCAAGGCUGGCUACCAGCCUGUUGAUGGUGAACAAGCCUGCCAAGCCUGUCCCCUUGGUUUCUUUAAAGUAUCUGUGGGAGAUGACCUCUGCCAUCCUUGCCCUGCCCACAGCCACACUCUGUUGCCAGGUUCCAGUGAAUGUGUGUGUGAGAACCGCUACUAUCGAUCUGCUUCGGACAAUGCUGAUGCUCCCUGCACUGGCAUUCCCUCUGCUCCUCGCGACCUUAGCUAUGAAAUUGUUGGUUCCAACGUGCUCCUGACCUGGCGCCUCCCCAAAGACCUAGGUGGUCGCAAGGAUGUUUUCUUCAAUGUCAUCUGCAAAGUAUGCCCAGCAGGGUCCUCAGGACGAUGCGUGCGCUGUGGCGACAGUGUACAAUUUGAACCACGCCAAGUGGGCCUGACAGAAAGUCGCGUGCAAGUCUCCAACCUCUUGGCUCGUGUGCAGUACACCUUUGAGAUCCAGGCUGUCAACUUGGUGACUGAAUUUAGUUCAGAAGCACCCCACUACGCCACCAUCAAUGUUAGCACCAGCCAGUCAGUCCCCUCUGCUGUCCCUAUGAUGCAUCAGGUGAGUCGUACUACCAGUAGCAUUACACUGUCAUGGCCUCAGCCAGACCAGCCCAAUGGGAUCAUCUUGGAUUACCAGCUACGCUACUUCGACAAGGCAGAAGAUGAGGAUAAUUCAUUCACCUUCACUAGCGAAACCAACAUGGCCACCAUAUCAAAUCUGAGUCCAGGCAAGAUCUAUGCCUUCCAAGUACGAGCUAGAACAGCAGUGGGCUAUGGCCCAUACAGUGGAAAGAUGUAUUUCCAGACUUUAAUGCGAGGGGAGCGCUCCGAGAUGGUGCAGGACCGACUGCCGCUUAUCGUGGGCUCAGCACUUGGUGGUCUAGCCUUCUUGGUAAUUGCUGCCAUUGCCAUCCUUGCCAUCAUCUUCAAGAGUAAAAGGCGAGAGACUCCAUACACAGACCGUCUGCAGCAGUAUAUCAGUGCACGAGGACUAGGAGCCAAGUAUUACAUUGAUCCUUCAACCUAUGAAGAUCCAAAUGAAGCUAUUCUAGAAUUUGCCAAGGAGAUUGAUGUGUCCCUCAUCAAGAUUGAGGAGGUCAUUGGAUCAGGAGAGUUUGGAGAGGUGUGCUUUGGGCGCCUAAAACACCCAGGGAAGCGUGAAUACACAGUAGCUAUUAAGACCCUGAAGUCAGGUUAUACAGAUGAACAGCGGCGGGAGUUCCUGAGCGAGGCCAGCAUUAUGGGGCAAUUUGAGCAUCCCAAUGUCAUCCAUCUGGAGGGUGUGGUCACCAAGAGCCGACCAGUCAUGAUUGUCACAGAGUUCAUGGAGAAUGGAUCACUGGAUUCCUUCCUCAGGCAGAAGGAGGGACAGUUCAGUGUGUUACAGCUGGUGGGAAUGCUACGGGGGAUUGCAGCUGGCAUGCGCUACCUUUCAGACAUGAACUACGUGCAUCGUGACCUGGCAGCACGUAACAUCUUAGUCAACAGUAAUCUUGUGUGCAAGGUGUCAGACUUUGGUUUGUCCCGUUUUCUGGAGGAUGAUGCUUCAAAUCCUACCUAUACUGGAGCUCUGGGCUGCAAAAUCCCCAUCCGUUGGACUGCCCCUGAAGCUGUCCAGUAUCGCAAGUUCACUUCCUCUAGUGAUGUCUGGAGCUAUGGCAUUGUCAUGUGGGAGGUGAUGUCCUAUGGUGAGAGGCCUUACUGGGACAUGUCCAAUCAGGAUGUAAUUAAUGCCAUUGACGAAGACUAUCGCCUGCCACCACCCCCGGACUGCCCAACUGUUUUGCACCUGCUGAUGCUUGACUGCUGGCAGAAGGAGCGGGGCCAGAGACCCAAAUUUGAGCAAAUAGUCAGUGCCCUAGAUAAACUCAUCCGCAAGCCAUCUGCCCUCAAAGCCACUGGCACUGGGAGCAGCAGACCAUCUCAGCCUCUCCUGAGCAACUCUCCUCCAGAUUUCCCUUCGCUCAGCAAUGCCCAUGAGUGGUUGGAUGCUAUCAAGAUGGGCUGUUACAAGGAGAAUUUUGACCAGGCUGGUCUGAUUACAUUUGAUGUCAUAUCACACAUGACUCUGGAAGAUAUCCAGCGUAUUGGCAUCACUCUCGUUGGCCACCAGAAAAAGAUUCUGAACAGCAUCCAGCUCAUGCGAGUCCACUUGAAUCAGCGUGAAACAGUUGAAGUGUGAUGUUUACACCAUCCUUAUUCCACUAGUCUCAAGCUCUGGAAAGGUGCUGGGGAAUUCAGAGGGGUUUUCACUGUAAGAAAAAAGAGAUGUCAGUAUGCUGCUUAAAGACUUGAUGGACACAGAGAGUGCACACUACGUAUCCAUGCAAAAACAAACCCUUGCCAUGAUUCAAAAGCAGAGCUAAAUAACUGGUGGCGUAUACAUGUGGCUUACAUCAUAUACUGGGAGUGGGUUAAGGGAAGGAAAGUUGUAACAACAUGGAGAGGAGAUGGAAUAAUAUGGACAGAUCAUGAGCACCUGUUGCCUCUUCUCUGCCAGCAAAAGAUAUCAGACAAUUUUACAAAGCCAUCAGCAGGCUUUUGCUGUAGCUGGGAUUCUAGCAAAGCGACAAAGACAUAAUGAAGGCAACAAAAAAACCCACCUUUUUUUACCAAAAGAAUGCCAUAAUGGUGUGAGAGAUCAUUACUCGGAUAGAGAUGAGCAUCGAGCUAUCACUUGGCAUGCCAGCUUGCUCCGGAACUCAUGUUCUAAUUAAUGCACAGUAUGUGGUAAGCAAUAAGAUUUGUAAGCUGGUAAAGAGGUUGAGAGUAAAGGCCUCAAAAUUCUGUGUCAUUUUGUGUGCAGUUCUUGGGCAUGCUCCAUGAUCCAGGAGGGAUACUUACUAAUCCUUUGUGCUGAUGCAAGGAGCAGCAAGUUCGUGGUGCUAUGCAACUGUAGUUAUGGGACUCCAACAAUAAAGAUUCCUAGAAUCCAUCCUGCUGAAUCUGCAAGUAGAAAGGGAAACAAAAAGAUUCUGGUCCUCACAAGCCUGUUCUUGAGAGGAAAUUCUGAUAUUCUGAAAUCCCAAGCAGACAGCAUUUGGGGUUUGUUUUCUUCUGACCCCUUACAGACAUUGAAGAGUGUGUCAAAAAAUCUGAUUUCCUUUGCUAUUGAAAAAUACUUGCUCUUUUUCUCAUCUUAGCCAGCAACAUCAGUGGGCACAGCUGGUUGAAUAUUGUUUCUGAAGAAAAUGCAGACCUGCAGCUGUCAACACCAAACAGACAUUUGGAAUAAGGGAAGUGAAUCUCUCACAAAUUCUUGUCGAGUCAUCAAGGAAGUCCCACAAGUCACUUCAGUCCUUAAAAAGGAAUAACAAUGUCACUGGGAUCAGCUAUGUAGUCUGAUAAGAGGUGCUUGAGAGGGACCAGAAUGACAGAGCUCUGUCUCUCUUCAGACAGACUAGUGUCUGCUUAAGGAAAGAUCUACUUUGAGGAGGAGCAGAGUUUUAGGACUGUGUCUCUCCAUCUGUCCUCAUGGAGGAGUAUGAAAACAUAAAGCUUGAGCUUGAGAGGAAAACUAGUAGAUUAUACACUUGUCUGCCUCACCAACGCAUAGAGAGGGAAAUGGAAAUGAGUAUGUUAAGCAAGACCCCAAUGAAGACAUUACAUAAAGAUACUUUCAUUGUGUCUGAAGAGGAAAUAACCUUAGCGGUUCUGAUCUGCGCCCAUCUGUUGGCUCACUGUGAACUAGUCAUGAACUUAUUGUAUUUUUCCAUCUGUCAAGGUUACAAAAGCCUUGUAACUUUAACUCCCAGUCAAGCUAGCAGUUGAAGUCUGAGAAGCCACUUUUAAUAGUUAUUGGAGAAUCCCAUAAUAUGAUGGGAAGAUCACCGGAGCAGUUGCAGUAAAAUAGUCAACACAGUUCAGACUCUUAUCACACCCUUGGAGCAACGUUAUUGUUAAUUCUUUUUACUUGAAAUGGGAGAAUAACAGUGCAUUCUUUCAGGUACAAAAAAGUCAAUAUAAAAAUACAAGGAAACAAGAAUAAAAUAUUCACAGCAAUAAAAUGAGAGUGUGUAGAUUCUAAAGAAGUAAAACACAUCAAACAAGAGUGAGUCCUAUCCUGGAAAAUUUGAGUCUUUUGCUUUUUAAGAGAUUUCUACAAACUUAGAAUACUCACAUACCCAGUUACAUGGUUUCAUGUUGACUGUCAGCUCCGCCUACAGCUUCUGAGACUUGAACAGGUGGUGUCCUCUCCAGAGAGCAUAUUAAGCAUGAUAUGUUAAGAGGAAUCAGAGGUCUCUAGCACCUUCCACAUGUAUUCACCAGAAGACAACAAUGCAUGUAUGCAUAUUCAUAUGAGUAUAUUCUAGAAGUUCUGCGGGCCAUUUGGGGAAACACAGCAAGGCUAUGCUUUUUGCAUUCCUUGGGUGGUCAAUAUUAGUGGAGAAAUCAGUGACCUAGUUCAAGUCCUAUGAUCUCUUUUUAGCCUAGUGGAAACAUAUGCAGAAAAUACAUUCUCUGUCUUCACGCAGUGGGAGACAAAAUAGGUGCCUUGUCCAAAUCUCACGUCAGUGACAAGGAGGUUUAAUAGCCCUUUAUGGGGAGCUGCAGUGAAAUGUACUGCUUGGUGGUAGUUCAGGCAGCAGGACAUUUACUUUGAUUGCAUAUGAAGCCUAUGGUGAAGUUGUUAUGGUGAAGUUGUUCUGUCACAAUCAGAAGAAAGGGAUUUACUCCUUAUACUAAGGCAGGCAAGUGGUGAUUGGACAUCAUAUGUGCUGUUCUUCCUGUUCUAAGGCAAGGUUGAAAACUAUCCCUGUGAUAGUGCCAAGAUGUCCCGAUUGUGGCUAGAACUGCACAGUGCCUUGGGGUCACAGAUGGAGUGCAAAAAGGCAACUGUCUUCUGUAAGAAAUCUGCCCAUUCUCUUUGUUUCCAGGGUGUUCCCUAUUUUCAGAGUACUUAACUUCUUUCACAAUUUGGGAUGCAAAGUGUCACAAUGCGUCUUGUGUUACUUGUCAGUGUGUUGGUCCCUCAGCUCUGCAAGCAUGGAUGAGAGGCAGUCAUGGCAAAAGCAUUGAAAAUACCCUGCUCUCACUUUUCUCAAUCUUACGUGAAAGUAGAAAUCCUAUGUUCUGUUUCCAUAAAUAUCAUCUGGGAUAUCCCACAGUGUAUGAGCACCCUCAACAGGUAGGGAUAGGAAUCAGGGGGGAAAGAAGUGGGGCUCCCCUAGGCACCUGAUAUUCCUUCACAAGAAGAGUGAGAAACAAUGCAAAAAAAGUUUUACAGAGCCAUAUUCUUUGCCAGAGAAGCAAUGGAAGAUUAAGGAGCUUAUGUCCACAUUUACUCAACGUGAUAUCUAUAAUAUGCAAUAUAUAAGAAGACUGAGUAAAUUAAAUUCAUAGGUAUCAAUGCACAGACCUUCAUGAGGGCAUUAGGCAUUUGUGUGAAAACUCAGAAAUUGGAAAUAAUAUAUUGCACACUAAUAGCUCUUCUGCUUGAAGACCAACUUUUCAGUAUUUGGAAACAGGGAGGAACUUCACUUUAAGGCAAGUUGUUUUGUAAUUAUUACUAAUGAGGUUCCUGGCACAUGCCUUUUUGUUAUCUCUUGCUGAACAGUCUCCUGGACAGACAAUUGAGUCUGCACCAGCAUGUCAGUUAUGAUGCUGCCAAAAAGUACACCAGGCAAGCAUGUUCACACCUAUGCUGCUUCAGCAGCCAAGUGGAACUCUCAGCCAGGAGCUGCAUGUCUGUGCACACGCUGUCAAAAGCAGAUCCUGCUCACCCAGAGUAAUCAAAGACAAGCAUGUAAGCUAAGAUUUUUGCACGUAGGCCUGGAAUGAGGUUGAGGAAACAAUGACAGUAUGACCUACACAGUGAUUUUUGUUUGGCAUGCAAGCACGCUCAGUGCACGUGCAGAUGAUAUGGCUUACAGUCCCUAUUUUUUGUUUCGCUUGUUUUUUAAAAUUCAAGGAUCCUUUGGCAGCACUAUAUGAGGGAUAGUUGCGGGAGCACAAGCUGCCUAAUGCUACUGAAGGAGAGCUGCUGUAACAUACUUAGUCCUAGACAAUUCACGUGCUAUUAAGCUGAAUGAAGCCUCUAAGUAUGGUAGGAAAUGAUGAGCAAUAUCAAGGAACUUAUCUUUAAUAAGCAAUAGAAGGUAGAGCUGCUUCUUGGUCAGGGAUUCCAGCUAAUGAAUCAACCUAGGGGCUAGUCUAAGAGAAGGUAACCAGCUUGAAUCUAUCCUGCCUUUGGCAUGCUUUCUCAGCAGUCAACUACACACUUCCUAUGCAUACAGAUGCAGCUAAACAAUAGACUUUGGUUCAGGACAAAACUGAUUCUUUUUCUUCCCUGAAACAAGCUGAUGCUACAGGUAGCAAUGCCGUGGGCAAUUCACAUGUAUCCAUGCCAGCAACUAUUCAUGAGUAUCAAGCAUCCUAAGGAUGUAGUUCACAUGUAAAUUUGAAUUUCUAGAUGUUAAAAGACAGCAUGGAAAAGCAAUCCCCAUGUCCUACAAAAAGCUAGUCUGAUCCUGCACUUUUCAAAACUAUAUGGGAAAAACGGCAGCUGCCUCAGAAUUUAUGUUUUGUUGUGGCAUUCAAGAUCAUCAUUGUCUCUAUAUGAAGCUGUUCGACUUCUCUGUGACUGAAAGUGCUGCAUUGACCUAAUGAGAAAUCACUGUGUGUUCUGGAGUUUGCCGGUUUGUAACAUGGAUCUGUUCAAAGACCAUCUGUUCUUUGUAGUGUUCUGCUAUCUGAAACAGAAGAGUAGGCUUAAUUGCCCUCAAAAACCUAUUGUAGCUUAUGUAUCUUAUUACUCUUGUCUGGGUGAUAAGAAAACUCUCUUCCUCAAAUAAUCUCCCUUGAAACAUGAAGAUAUAUCAAGAUUUUUUUUCUAGUUUCUUCCAUGACCUCUGUUCUUUGAACAGACAGAGUAACGUGGCCUUUCAGUCAGCUGCUGUAGGAGCAGCUCACAAGUGUAAGUUCAGUGGGUUGGCAUCUAUGCCUGAACUAGUUCAUAGAAUUUGGUCUGUUAUUUAUGUCUGUUAUACAAGACCAAGCAUGCUUAGCUAGCAGCAGUAAUGCUGUUUCCUUCUCAAAACUAAUCCCUUAAAUUCAGUCCAUGCUAAGUAAGGUUGGAUUUUUUUCCAGUUUACAGUGGCACUAGAAUUAAGAAUUAGUGCCACUAGUUAAAACUAAGAAUUUGAGUUACAUCUACGCAACUCUCUCUCUCUCAUUGCAUUUUGGUAAUUUUUUUUACAAACCUACUGCUGUCUAUGCAUUUGGACAGCUGUAGCAGAUUGAUCAUUUAUAAACAAUUCUGUUGCUGUGAACAGGCAUUACUCCUCUUUGAACCAUGUUGACUCUGCUAUUGAACAGGUAAUUAAAAAUAAGAAAAUCAGGUUUAUUCAGAGAAGUCAGCUACUUUGACAGAUAUGAGUGAAAAGGCACUGUCUGAAAUAAGCUGUCUAAGAAUAGAUCUAUCAGUGCUGCUCUUUUAAGAAGGUCAGUAAUUUAAAGUACUCUAAUGUCUCUACUAUAAAUCAAGUUGCAAAACUGUUGCAAUUUUAACCUGGCAUCUCUGCAGACUUAUAACAAGAACAAACUAACAACAACAAUAAUAACAAUGAUCAUGGUAAACAAAUUUGGGUUUCCCCAAUGAAGAAACCUACAACAAGAAAAGCAGGUGUCCAAUAGCUGGGUUGCUUGCGAUUUGUACUGAGAAGCAAUGUACUCUUUUGACAGGUGAAAUAUUACAAACUGAAAGAUCAGUCUAUUGCACCUACCAAUUAGGAAACCAAAUGUGAGCUUAGGGACAUACUAGGAUAAUGUGAAUAGCUGCUUAACUGUGUCCACAGAGAACUUAGUGAGAAUGUAAUGUUUAUUGUUAGGACUGAUAGACUGGUUUUAUUCAAAUUUAGGAUGCUUUUUAGCCCUCUUUAGGAAACAGAACUAGGUUAUUAACACUGAGGAUCUUAGGUUGAGUAGCUUCACACAAAUAUAUAUCAUAGAAUCAAUGAACUAUUCUUGAGACUUAUUUUAUCCAGCCACAGUCAGAAUGUAGCAGAAUUUCAGUACCACAGUCCUAGGUGUGGUCCAUUUUCUUGUGGCUGUGACAUGAUGCCUCCCCUGCAGAAAGGAAUUUGCUCUUCUUUUUGUGUGAGAGAAAUAAUAUCCACUUUUAGUCUUUGUUUGACAAGGUCAAACAAUGUGAGGCAGUUUUCAUGCCACCUCUGUAUCAUCCCAAGAUACUUAGGUUGGAUAUAGGAAUUGUUUAAAUUACUGAAAUUCAAGAGUGGGAGUGAAUGGAAAGAACUAGAUGAUACUCAAGAUCAAGCAUGAAGAGGCGUUUUCUGACAGCGAUGGUUUAUGGGGUUGUGACUAUGUUGAGACUUUUACUUAGGACUCCUGCAAGAUGUAUUCCUCACUUAAUGAUGCUUGUUCCUCACUUUGUGAUGAACUGUAGAUAAAAUUUCUCUGCUUGAGGUAUGGGAGUAGGUCCUAAUAUAAUAUAACAAGGUCUUUAAAACUCUGGUUCUAUCUUUUCCCUUGUUCUUGUCCUACUCCACGUCAGAUCCCAACAAUCCCAUCCUGCAUUAUGUGGUUUGUUUCACUGGUUCUGACUUCUUAGAACAGGAUGGUCCUUCCUGAUGAGUAUACACAUGUGAAUUUACUUUGUUUAGUUGUCUACUCUAACAGAAUUCACCUGAGAUUCCAUCUGUCCCGUAGAUAGUAUUUCUGGACAUAGAUUGCAGAACAAGGACAUCAUGGAAGCUUCCUCUCCAGCAUGACAGUAGCAGCAACAACCUGCAGUAAGUAAUUGCAGGCAUUGAGGGAUACAGGAAGAGUGGAAACAGUAUUUUCAUAGUUGCCAUGAGACCAAUGUAGCAAAGAUAAAAUCCACACUUCUGAUCACCUUUGAGGUAAUGAAACACUUACAUGUAGUUCUCAUCUAGCCCUACUUUUGCUCAUAAGUUCUUCUCUCCAUAAGAAAAUCCAUAACUCUCCUCAACUGAACAUGCAUCACUUAUUUGUGUCCCAACUGUGCUGCUUGUAGGACUGCAAGCAGUCUGUCCCUUCCAACAAACUCUUCAUAAUUCACAACAGGGACUUACAUAGCUGAACAGUUUUCUCACCCGUGGUCUCCAAAGCUCAUCCAGCUCAUGAGCAACUCUCCAGUGAGUGUCAGCUGUCAUGGCAAUGAGCAGGUUGAGCAUGAGGAACAAUAACAGCAAAGGCUGAGUAAGUGAUGCCAUAUAUGAAGGGUAGGUCUACUUUGUAGCUGAUGUAGCUAUCAGUGAUGGUGAGGAAGAUCUCGAAGGUGCUAAAAGUGCCAUUGAGUGGUUGUGGAGGUUGCCCAGCCCAUUGGGAUCUUGGGUCUGGAAGGUGAUAUGAAAAAUUGACAGGGAAAAGAUAGGAGGAAAAAGAAGAGGAAAGGGGAAAAAAAAACCCAACAAGACAACUAUAACAGCCUUGGCCAGCAUAAUCUGAUUAUCUCUCUAAGCUAAACCAUCAGAUUUUAGCCCAAACAAUAGGACAAGACAGCCAGAUCUCCUGUGCAUGUCUAUGUAUGAGUUCAUUAUUUAUAACUACGUCAGUUAGCUCUUCCUAUGGACUUCAAGGAUCCUGAUUUCAGUGUCUGAUGGGCCAAUAUUCUGUCCUCAUCUCCUGAGUUAUCCAAGCAGGUUGGAAUGAAAGAAAUAUAAUGGUUACAUCAUACAGACAUAGUAUCACAAGACAAACACAACGUUUGGCUAUGCUGUAUUCAAUCAUACACUUUGGAACUUUCUAGGGAACACGUCUAUAACAACGGUGAAUUGAUAUUGUUUUUGAAGAGAAAUAUAUAUUCUCUGACUGUGGAUACUGGAAUUUUUUAGAAGUUGGAUCAGAUUCCAGCAGACCACUUCUCUUCCUCUGAAUUAAUAUCCUGAAUUUAGACCCUCUGAACAAGCCUCUUCUUUAGUGAGACCUAAAGGUUCAAAAUGGCUGAAAGUGCAGCAAACCUGUCAUGAACAGGGCUAAAUAUAUUCCACAACCUCCCUGGUCAACAUGAUCUGGUGCUUAACCACCCUCAUACUAUAGGGGUGUUUUCUGACAUACAGACAGAACCUCUCGUGUUUCAUUUUGUGCUGAUUGCUUCUUGCCCUGUCACUGGGCAUCACUGAAAAGAGUUUGCCUCUGCCUUCUUUAAACCCUCCUUUCAGGUUUUUGUACAUGUUGAACAGCUUCAGCUCUCUCAGGCUGGCUUCAUAGGAGAGAAGCUCCAGUGCCUUAAUCUUCUAGUGGCCUUUUGUUGGACUCUAUGCAGCAUCACUCAUGUAAUGAGGAGCCCAGACCUGGACUCAUGACUCCAACUGUGGCCUCACCGGAGCUGAGUAGAGAGAAAGGAUCACCUCCCUCAGUCCUCUGGCAACACUCCUCCUAAUGCAGCCCAGGACACAAUUAGCUUUCUUCGUAGCAAGGACACGUUGCUGGGUCCUAGUCCAGUUGGUGUCUACCAGGGCCCCCAGGACGACUUCUGCAAAGCCACACAGGCCCAGGGAUGAUUUACACCAAGGUUGUUUUCAGGCUUUCACUCAGAAAUGAAAGAAGCAAUUUCCCAUUGGUUUUAGGGACAGGAGAGAAAGAACUGUUCAUAUAAUGAAAUACAAGCAGAAGCAUUACAAAGAAAAGACUUGAUUAUUUACAAACAUCAGAAAGGACAAGCAAAAAGGGAAAGGAAUAGAUUAUAAUUUUCUUGACUCCUGUUUAUAAUCAUAGCUCCUAGUGAUGAUCUCUGUUAACAGGGCAAAACAGAACCUGUGUGUAUCUACCUUCUUAGCGUUCAUGUAAGAGAAAUCUAUCAUACACAGAGAAGUAGUACGAGGUCUAUAUCCCACUUCAGUCUUAUUUUAUAGUGUGAGUAGGAUGCAAAGGAGUUUAUCAGUCUCAUAAUGUCUCUAUUUACAAAGACUAUGUGGAGACAUAUACUUGCAUAACUGCCCCUCUUUUGGAAGCUUCUAUGCUUACUCAGUCUGAAAUUAGCUAAUGGCCUAGGAGGAGUUUUAGAGGAGAAUAUUGAAAACUCAGUGGAAUGGAAAGAUCUAUGAUCUUCAGUAGGAGCAGAUUUUAAUGUUAUCAGUGUACAUGCAUAUAUAAGCACAAUGUACACAUAUACACGCGGCAGGGAUAUAAAAUACAGAUGUAUCACUAACAAAGAAUUGAAGGGUCAGUAUAAAAAGUAGUAGUAAAUUGCUCUCCUAAACUUAUUUGUUUACACUCAUUGAUUGUGCCAUUGUCAGUUACUAAAUACAGGCCAGAUCAUUGCCUAACAUAAAUCAACUAAUUACAAUUAUUGCACUGCUCUAGUUUUUAUUAAACGACAAUUCAGGCCUGUAAAAUCUUAAGGAAAUAACCCAAAUUUAUAAAGGGAAUGAGAUAUGACAAGCAGGUUAUAGAAUUUGGAGAAAUGAUAAUAGAAAUUAAAUUUGGAGUUGAAAAUAGUUCUGGGUUUGCAUUCUUUUUCAUCUGUCUUGAAGAAAUUUUCAGCCAGAGAUAUUUUAUUAGUGAAAAACAGAGAGAUGCUUGGGAAAAUAUAGGAAUUUCAAAGAUUUCCAUGGGAAUAAGUAAUGAAUAUCCAUGGAACUAGGGAGAUGAAGUGCAUGUGUUCUUUACAUUUUCUUGAAAUUCUCAAUUCAAACUUAUUUGCAUGUUGGGAGUGAUUUACAGAAGACAUUCUGGAUUUUGUCCUGUGAGAAGGACCAGAGUAUCUGGCCUAGUUUCUCAUCUGUGAACUCUUUAGUUUGUUUUGACCCAAACCCAGAUAUUACAACUGUGAAAUGAAUUACUACUCAGAAUUAACAAUAUUUACUCUCAGUAUUUCUCAAAAUGGUUUAGUGCAAUAUUUAUUCCAUUUAUGCUCCUACUCAUACUGCUACAGCUCUGUAAUAGCUUUUAUGUGAGUAUCUCAAACACUUGGAAAUAUUACUUCACCAAAUUUUGCAGCAGCCUUUGUUUAUGGGUCUGAAAUAAUUCAGUAUAUUUUACAGAUGGAGAAACUGAGAAACAGAGAAAUAAAGAACCUUGUUUCAAAACAGGCAAAUAACGGUAGUUAGGUUUCCUGCGUAAACCACUACGAAUCCUUUUUUUUCAGUCUUUUUCUGAAAUAGAAGGAUGCAAUUCUCACACAAUGCACAGAAUUGCUAUGAAAUAUUUCUUUAAAAGUGACAUCCUCCCUGAAAAAUUCACUGAGUUAAAGGUAACAGCCUGAAGUUUAGGAAAAACAGCUCCUGAGGGCUACAUGAAUGAACAAAAGCUUUAGAUGCAUUCUCCUCUUAUUGAGUGUGUUUGGACAGGGAGUAGGCUCCUGCCCACAGCUGCCUAUAUUGCUCCCUCUGGCAUGUCUCUGUUUAGCAACAUCUGUGAGAAUGAGCUUCAGACAGGAAAAGUAUCAUCUGAAUCCAUACUGCUCCUUGCAGCACUGAAAAAUUUCUGCAGAGGUUAUCACUAAGUGACUCUGCUCAAUUAUUAAUCCAGAAAAAGCAAAUAGGAAUGAGAAAUGGAGAAAAGAGGUCAAGAACAGGAUAUAUUGCAAGGAUAGAAUUAACUUCUGGGUUUUUAUGUCAGCAUAUGUACACAAUUUGGGUACAUAAGUUUCUUAGAUCAGCAUAGGUACACAGUUUAUUUCUUGUAAUGAAAACAGAGUAUCCAGAGGUGUUAAGCAACUCAGGCAGGGAACAACAAAAUAGAACACCCUUGAGCAGGUCAUUUUCACUGGCUGUUUUUGGAUCCCGAGUGAAUUUCUAAUGUGGAUCUGGGUGAUUAUUGGACAAUUCUGAACCAUUUGGGUGUCCUGACACUGCCCUUUCAGGUCAGCCAUUUUACAUGCUUACAGUUUAGAUGCCGUUACUUCAUUGACGAGCUUCGGGGCUGCCUCCAUCAGAGCCAGAGUAGCAUCCACAUUGCCAUACAAGGCAGCCACAUGAAGAGGUGUCUCCCUUACUGAACACAGAGAGAUAAUAAUAAAUCAACCAUCUCAGUGCUGAAUCCCCACCAUUCAGCUGUUUCCACUCUCUCCUGGGAAAUUUAAUCUCUUCUACAGCUGCAGCCCUGUGCCUGUUAUGCAAACAUGCAGAACUAAAAGGUUUUGUUCUCAAGACUGUUUCAGCCAAGGCUAGUACAAGAAGGGGCACUACCUCUCUGAUGAGUAUAACAGGCUUUACAAGCAAGACAUUUCUGAAUAGCUUGCACAUCAUUAUCCUUUGAGGCCCGGAACGGGGGAGAUUCCCAGAUCCUGGAACAAUAAAAAUUGCCCAUUCAUAGUCUUGAAAUAAAGUGAUUAUAGGAAACAAGUUUUGCUGCAUCAGCAAAACAGACUUAGUUAGACAAUUUUGUUCUCAAGAUAAUAGACGCUUCUGAGAAUUGCAAGACACAUACAUGAAUGAACCACCUUUUAAACAUCAGACAUGCUGCAUAACCAGAAGAUCUAUGAGGCCCAACACAAAAAAAACCCCGAGACUGACCCUAUAGCUCGGGAACCAAGAAAGGGAGGGGAGGGUCAAAGAGAUAAUUAUAGAACAUGUUCUAACCUGGUACAGUGAGACAAGACUCAGCUCGAUCACUUCACUCAGUACAAGUGGACAUAUGUUCAAAUAUAGAACUUUUCUUUCCUCAGUUGGGAAAUGUCAAUGUGCGAGAGUGAAUAGUGAGUUAACUUAAAGUGUCUUGUGAAACUGAAGAAAUCCACAAUGGAAACUUUUCAGUUAGUGACAGAGACUUACAGUGAAGAGAUCCCAAAGAUCAAGUCAGCGCUUCAAGGAACAUAUUUUUUGUUGUUUGAAGAUAUGAAACAAAAAUUGACAGACAUCCUCAAAGGCCUUUCAGAAAAUGUUCUGUGGAAUGGCUUUGGAUGUUGGCAGCAUCAUAUGCAGCUGUGUCUCAGCUCAGAAGGGAACCAUUUUGAAGAUUGUGUUUUACUUUCUUAAUUUGUUAAAUAAAGAGUGUUACAGGCACAGUCUUUUUUUGUGUGUGUAUGUGUGUGCACCGCACCUUGUGUAAUUCACCUUUUAAAAGACUACAGAACUGAUGAAAAUGUCACAAAGGAAAUAAAUUGACUCAGGUGGUAAUUUAGCAUUCUAGGAUAAUUGCACAAUUACUGUGCUUGACCAACUUUUGUACAAGGUGUCAAAUUACCUCCCAAUCCUACACUGCCAUGUCUCAGCAUUUUCUAGCAGGUGACAUCCGAGAUGCAUGCAGAACUUGCACAUAGUCUCUGCAUUAUUUCUGGAUUUCUGUUCCCAUUUCAAGUUCAUCAGCCAGUCUCAAGUACCCUGGGCCACUGAUUCUUGUUGUAAUACAAAACUCAGUAACUGAAUUCAUUCUUUCUGGAAAUACACUGGCAGAACACAAACUGUCGCUUUAACUCCCAGCCUUCUGCUGUAAUCAGAAAACUGAUAGAAAAAGAAUCCUAAUUAAAUAUUCAAACCUUUCAUCUUUCUCCAUCCCAGCAUGGGAGCGUCAGCUGAAUACAAAACCUAAUAAUCCCUCUGGAAAGUCUGGAAAUAAAGGUGUCAUUGUUAACAGAAAUAAAUAAUUUUUAAGAAAAAUAAAGAUCAGCAAGUCCAGAGUAAUCAUGUCUGUAGCUGAGAGCUAUAGGGCAUCUCUCUGUAUGUACCCAGCCACUUCAGUCUGCCAAAAUGGGAAAAAAAAAGAAGCUGUUUCUUCAUCAGCUUGUUAGCUUAAAGUAAAAUAAGCUGAUACCCUAAGGCAAUAUAAUAACAACAUGCAGCAUCAUGUUUUUCAUAAGGAGAGAAUAAAAACCACUCUGCCUGCUUUUAAAGAAGCAGGCCGUGUUAUGAAAAUGAGAAGUCAAGUCUCUAUUACUGACAAACCCACUUAAGGGGCAAGAUUCCCGGGCACAACUUCCCUGGGCAACUUGUUCCAGUGCCUCACCACCCUCAUCCUGGAGAAUGUCUAAGCUAAUGUCUAAUCUCCCUAAUGUUUAAUCUAAGUCUUCCUCCCUCCAAUUUAAAGCCAUUCCCUCUCAUCCUGUCACUACACGUCCUUGUUAAAAGUCCCUCCCCAGCUUUCCUGUUGCCCCUUCAGGUACGGGAAGGCUGCUAUAAGGUCUCCCCAGAGCCUUUUCUUCUCCAGGCUGUACAACCCCAACUCUCUCAGCCUGUCCUUUUAGCAGAGGUGUUCCAGCCCUCUAUUCGUCUUCAUGGCCUC
Molecule: messenger RNA, 16759 nt
Organism: Cuculus canorus (common cuckoo)
Lineage: Eukaryota; Metazoa; Chordata; Aves; Cuculiformes; Cuculidae
Gene: EPHB6
Product: EPH receptor B6
Exons: 17
Coding region: 603-3797 (1064 amino acids)
Biological process (GO): cell surface receptor protein tyrosine kinase signaling pathway; axon guidance; protein phosphorylation
Cellular component (GO): plasma membrane; neuron projection
Molecular function (GO): ATP binding; protein binding; transmembrane-ephrin receptor activity
Source: RefSeq, a predicted model, not a curated record